Ochotona princeps (American pika) is the source of this 336-nucleotide messenger RNA. Its product is annotated as small ribosomal subunit protein uS11-like. Gene Ontology annotation, cellular component: ribosome; cytosolic small ribosomal subunit. Lineage: Eukaryota; Metazoa; Chordata; Mammalia; Lagomorpha; Ochotonidae. The transcript has a single exon. Gene Ontology annotation, biological process: maturation of SSU-rRNA from tricistronic rRNA transcript (SSU-rRNA, 5.8S rRNA, LSU-rRNA); ribosomal small subunit assembly; translation. The coding region runs from base 1 to 336 and encodes 111 amino acids. Gene Ontology annotation, molecular function: small ribosomal subunit rRNA binding; structural constituent of ribosome; mRNA 5'-UTR binding. The record is from RefSeq and is a predicted model, not a curated record.
AUGGCACCUCGCAAAGGGAAGAACAAGGAGGAACAGUGGAUCAGCCUCAGGCCUCAGGUGGCCGAAGGCGAGGAUGUCUUCGGGGUCUGCCAUAUGUAUGCGUCCUUCAAUGACACCUAUGUCCACGUCACUGACCUUUCUGGCAAGGAAGCCAUGUGCCAUGUGACUGGUGGGAUGAAGGUAAAGGCUGACCAGGAUGAAUCCUUGCCGUACACUGCCACGGUGGCUGCCCAGGAUGUGGCCCAGAGAUGUCAAGAAUUGGGCAUCACUACCCUCCACGUCAAACUGCGGGCCACGGGAAGAAAGAGGACCAAAACCCCUCCGCUUGGAGCCUAG